UGCUACUGCUGGCGGCCCCACCGCCCGCCGGCUCCGACAGCCCCAAGGGGAAGCAGAAGGCGCUUCGCCAGCGGGAGGUGGUGGACGUGUAUAACGGCAUGUGCUUGCAAGGCCCCAGUGGUGUUCCUGGACGGGAUGGAAACCCAGGAGCCAAUGGGAUCCCUGGGACACCUGGAAUCCCAGGACGGGAUGGGCUGAAAGGGGAGAAGGGCGAGUGCAUGCGUGAGAGCAUCGAGGAGUCCUGGACACCCAACUUCAAACAGUGUUCGUGGAGUGCACUUAACUACGGCAUCGACCUUGGGAAGAUCGCGGAAUGUACAUUUACCAAGAUGCGCUCAAACAGCGCUCUCCGUGUGCUCUUCAGUGGGUCACUCCGGCUAAAGUGCAAAAACGCCUGUUGUCAGCGCUGGUACUUUACUUUUAAUGGUGCAGAGUGUGCUGGGCCACUUCCUAUUGAAGCCAUAAUAUACUUAGAUCAAGGAAGCCCAGAGCUGAAUUCUACUAUUAAUAUACACCGAACUUCUUCAGUGGAAGGUCUGUGCGAAGGGAUCAAUGCCGGCUUGGUGGACAUUGCCAUCUGGGUUGGGACUUGCUCUGAUUAUCCACGGGGAGAUGCUUCUACUGGAUGGAAUUCAGUCUCCCGAAUCAUCAUUGAAGAACUGCCAAAAUAACUUCCCCUCCCUUUUUAUAAUAUCUCUUUCCAGUUUUUUACUUUGUACUAUUUUCUUCAGAAUUUACUUCAAUAGACUUGGAUGCAAGUACUGGACUGAAAGGCACCCAAGCUUUGCAUCUGUAGCCUUUGUCUAGCCUUGUUUUGUCCAUUGCAGAGGUUUUUUAUAAUAAU
Molecule: messenger RNA, 844 nt
Organism: Neopelma chrysocephalum (saffron-crested tyrant-manakin)
Lineage: Eukaryota; Metazoa; Chordata; Aves; Passeriformes; Pipridae
Gene: CTHRC1
Product: collagen triple helix repeat containing 1
Exons: 4
Coding region: 99-671 (190 amino acids)
Source: RefSeq, a predicted model, not a curated record